GGGCGCCAGUGCGCGGGCCGCAGCCGCCGAGGGAGCAGCACAGCCAGAGCAUGUCCGCGGCGACGGCGAGCGGCGGCGCGGCGCUGCGCUGCGUGCCCGUGCCCCCCGAGCGCCACCAGGAGCUGAUCGAGCAUCUGCGCCAGAGCUUCUUCGCGGACGAGCCGCUGAACCGCGCCGUGGGGCUGUGCCGGCGCGGCGAGCCACACCCCGAGCUCGAGCGCCACUGCCUGCAGACCCUCGGCCAGUCGCUGUCCUGCAUGGUCGUCGACGCCCAGCACAAGAUCGCCGGCGCGGCGCUCAACGGCCUCAUCCGCCGCGGCGAGCGCGAGGAGUGCGAGCGCCGCCUGGGCGAGCUGCGCGACGACAACUUCAAGCGCAUCUUCGAGCUGCUCUACCGGCUGAACGACCGCGUGGACCUGUUCGAGGAGAACGGCGUGGAGGAGCUGUUCGAGGUGCGCAUCCUCAGCGUGGACGAGGCGCACCGCGGCCGAGGCCUGGCCCAGCUGCUGCUCGACGGCAGCCUCGGCACCGCCAGCAGCCGCGGCUUCAAGGUGGUGAAGGCCGACGCCACGGGCGUCUUCUCGCAGCGGGUCUUCCUGAAGCGCGGCUUCGAGGUGCGCACCGAGAUCGCCUACUCCGAGGUGGAGGCGCGCCUGCGCCCGGGCCCGCCGCACCAGGCCCUCAAGCUCAUGGUCAAACUGCUCGACUAGCCGCGGCGCCCGCUUGCUGGUCCAGCGCGGACGGCGCUCACAGCGCUCUACGUCUGCACUGUCCGCAACGAGCAGGGGACGUUCCGUCGGGCGUUGGACGUCGCGCUCACCAGGCGCACCUUGGCGCUACGUCCAUUGGCGCGCUUCGAUGCUAGUCUGGUCGAUAUCGAUGUGUGCAUCGACCCGUUAUUGCCCAUCCACCGCAUGCCGCUGCUCGCCCAAACGAGCAGCCUGCAGGUUUUCCCUUGACACGGGGCUUUGCCCAUUUUUCGUCCCCGCCGCGCUGCUAAUGUAUCCCACGGAGACCAGCUGCGGAGCCAAAAACGCGAACGAACAGUACAAUGUCGAGACCAAGUGAAACCAAGUCAUGGCUGCAAUGUCGUUUUUUAUGAUUGUGAUACAAGUUGUUGAAUGUUCUAUUCUAUGAAAUAACGUACAAGUGAGAGCGACUGUGAGCAGAGCUAGAGAGCGCGCGCAUUAAAACAGUCGAAUAGCUAGCGUUCAGAAGUCGGUGCGCAAGCAUGCUCGCACACAUUCGAGUGAUUGAUCAAGGCGCUUGUCGCGUACUAUACGCCACGAGCUCGGACAAUCCUUCUAGUUUUGCUCGUUGCUCUUCGUUUUAUCGAUAUGCUCCAAGUUCGUACGCACAAAAUAAAGCUGCGCAAUAAAAUUACUGAUUUACCUCGGCACCACCUUGUCCAAAUAUCUUAUUUUAGAUUUCAUAACUACCGUUGCUCUAUGCUACUUUUACGAAAUGUUGUGUAAAGGUCGAGUCAGCGAUUCGUGCCAUUCGAUGAGGGCCAGAUUUGACCGUUAAUGAGGAUAACGAGCAAUCGACUUGGUAACCUUUCUUCAUUCGAUUACAUUAUUGACAUAUAUGACUUUUGCGAGAAAAAUCACUUGCAUAGCUUACCAGCGAACGAACAAAUCUUGCUCUCGUCAAAUCGAUAAAUCGUUCGAUCGAUUUCCCGGAACUUUUAUGCUGAGCUGGCGCAAUAUUUCAUGAUUUUCCGUUGCUAUUCGUUACUCUUUCUUGGCCACAAAACACAAGGAUUAAUUGUUAAAUGUUAUUGGCAUUUCACGACAACUACCUCAAUUUUUCAAGACAUUUGUUCAUUCAAGUUGCAAUAACAUAUAAGGUGAUUAGUGCAGUCGUAUUGAUCUACAUAUAGUUGUUGAAUAUAAAUCAAGUAAAUCGCACACAUAAAUAUACACAUAUAUAUACACACAUGUAUGUGUGUACAUGUACAAUGUACAUUCAUUAAGGUGACGUUCGAGAUAGCCCUUAUUUAAUUCCCGACUUGCUUAUGACCUCGCAAUUCCAAUUCUUGAAUCAGUUGAUUAUCGCAAGAAUUAAGAUGGCUCAGCAGACAACUGGAAAACAGAGGAAACGCGUCAUGCAUGUUUUUCACAUAUUUUUCGAUGAAGAAUACGAUCAUCGUGCUUAAUGGCUUUAUCUGAGACCUCGGCUAGAAAGUGCUAAAGGCAACAGAUCAUCGGUAGUAUUUUGCUUCUAGCAAGUUCCAAGCAACUCCUUUCAUGAUGAAAAUCAGUAGCAUCAUGAUCGUAUCUUACGUCAAACUGUGUACGGAAAAUAUGCAUGCCGCGUUUAGGUAUAAUGCUUAAUUCUUUUUCUAUGAAUAUAUGAUCACUCAAAAAGCCAUUGAAAACAUCAUCUUACAAAUAGAAACGGUUCAACGAGCUUUUUCACGGAGCUUUUUCAAAAUUGACUUCUUUGUUUUUAACGAUUAACAAACCGAUCAAAUUGCAAGCGAAUAGGGAAACGCGCUCCGCGUCAUUAAUAUACAGAUGUAUACAACCAAAUUAUACCUCUUGGUCAACGAAUCAGACAUGGAAUAAAAUAUUUAUUAUAAUAGAAGAUAGUUAUAUGAAACUGAAUGGUGAACAAAAUAAAAUUUUAAUAUAAUCUCUCAGAAACAGUAAUACACUGGAGAAGCGCCAAAUUGAAUGUCAGACGAUUAAAUUGACCAAAAUUGUGCAAAUACUCCAACGUAUUUACCAAUGUACCUAUAAAUUUCGAAGAAAGUGUUAUAUAUCUUAUAUA
Messenger RNA from Phymastichus coffea, 2775 nucleotides. RefSeq lists its product as uncharacterized. Lineage: Eukaryota; Metazoa; Arthropoda; Insecta; Hymenoptera; Eulophidae. The coding region runs from base 51 to 710 and encodes 219 amino acids. The transcript is spliced from 3 exons. The record is from RefSeq and is a predicted model, not a curated record. Gene Ontology annotation, molecular function: N-acetyltransferase activity.